AACUGUCGAAUCCUUGCCGGCCGCCGUAAGCGGCUUCCGGCUGAAUAGUCAAAAAGUAGAAGCAGUUCCCGGAAGUAAAUGCAACGUUUCGGAAUUCCUAGUGGUUUGAGAGAGAAACAGCCCACAGGUCUUGACUCCCAAGUCCAAGAGAAUCAAUUGAAGGAAGGAGGAAGAAGCUGCAGGAUUUUGGUAUUGUCAUUUCUGGGGAAACCCUUGACAGGAGACUGAGAUUUUUGAACAGAAAUUUAAAGCUGGUUCAGAAGAUACAAAGAGCAUCCCAAUUUCUGGCUACUUGCUGAGAACAAAAAACAAAACAAAAAUGAUCAAGGCCCAGGAAUCAGUGACAUUCAACGAUGUGGCUGUGGAGUUCACCUGGGAGGAAUGGCAGCUCCUGCUCCCUGCUCAAAAGGACCUGUACCAGGACGUGAUGUUGGAGAACUAUAGCAACCUGGUGUCUGUAGGGUAUCAAGUUAGUGAACCAAAUGCACCAUGCAAGUUGAAAAGAGGAGAACAACCAUGGCCUAUACAAGAUGAAAUCCAUAGUCAAAACUUUUCAGAAAUUUGGAAAGCUGAUGAUCAUCUGCCUGGGCACUCACAAAAUGAAUGGGUGAAUAGAAUGGAAAAGUGCCAUGAACAUAAUGCAUAUGAAUAUAUUUUUAAUCAGCACAAAAGUCAUUUUACUUUACAUCAAAAUGAUGGUAUGUUUGACUUACUUGGAAAAACUAUAAAAUCAAAUUUAUCUUUAAUCAGCCACAGCAGAAGCUAUGGAGUAAAGAACUCUGCUGAGCUUAAUGGAGAUGAAAAAACCUUUCCCCAUGCUAACCAUGAACAAUUUCAUAUGGAAAUUAAAUUCUCUGAGAGUCAAAAAUCCAACAGCAUGAAGUCGCAACUCAUUAAGCAUAAGAGAACUCACAAGAUAGAAAAAUCACAUGUAUGCAGUGAAUGUGGAAAAGCCUUCAUCAAGAAGUCUUGGCUCACUGAUCAUCAGAUUAUUCACACAGGAGAGAAACCCCAUAGAUGCAAUCUAUGUGGGAAAGCCUUCUCCAGAAAGUUUAUGCUAACUGAACAUCAGAGAACUCAUACAGGAGAAAAACCUUAUGAAUGCACAGAAUGUGGGAAAGCCUUUCUUAAGAAAUCACGGCUCAAUAUACAUCAGAAAACUCAUACAGGAGAGAAACCCUAUACAUGCAGUGAAUGUGGAAAAGGCUUCAUCCAGAAGGGAAAUCUCAUUGUUCAUCAACGAAUUCACACAGGUGAGAAACCAUAUAUAUGCAGUGAUUGUGGAAAAGGCUUCAUCCAGAAGACAUGUCUCAUAGCACAUCAGAGAUUUCACACAGGAAAGACACCCUUUGUUUGCAGUGAAUGUGGAAAAUCUUGUUCUCAGAAGUCAGGUCUCAUUAAACAUCAAAGAAUUCACACAGGAGAGAAACCUUUUCAAUGCAGUGAUUGUGGGAAGGCCUUCGCCACAAAGCAAAAGCUAAUUGUACAUCAAAGAACUCAUACAGGAGAGAGACCGUAUGGUUGCACAGAGUGUGGAAAAACUUUUGCUUACAUGUCCUGCCUUGUUAAACAUAAAAGAAUACACACAAGGGAGAAACAUGUAGAUUCAGUCAAGGUUGAAGCCCCUUCUGCAGUGCGUCACAGCUCAUCACAUACCAGUGAUCUCAUGCAGGACGAAAACCCUGUUAAUAAAGCGACUAUACAAAUGCCUUCUGUGGCAGCUCAGACAUCAGUAGACAUCAGUGGGAUCCUACCAAAUAGAAACAUAGUCAUUGUGAGACAGCCUGUUGCCAGAUGUGAACCCUCAGGAGAUAACAGAGAAUUUGUACAGGAAAGAAACAUUAUGAAUGCCGUGAAUGUGGUAGUGCCUUCAGUGAUCAAUUACAUCCUUUAUUAUGUCACAGAAAACCCAUAGGAUAAGCUCAAAUACAUUUAGUGUGGAAAGGGUUGAGCAAAAAUUUCUAGCUCAUUGGAUAUCUCAUUGUAUGAUUUCCAGAUGGGAAUCAUAUGAAUGUAGAGGCUGGCAAAGCCUGAUAUGCUCAUCCUACGUAAAUAUCACAUUGAUAUCUGUGGUGCAAUGAAUUCCUUUAUGUGGCCUUUUGCCCUUGAUUCUUGGAUAAAUAACUUAGGAGAUACCCAGAGUUGUUUUCUACCCUUUAUGGUUUGUUAUUUUGUCUGGUCUGUCUAGGCGGCCCCAUCUCGCCUAGUAAUUGACAAUGUAAUGACAGGAAAGCUAAAGCAAGAAACUUUUGCCUAGUAAUUCACAGGGCCUGGGUUUAUUGACAUUUCCUGGGUAGUUGAAGUUUGCUUGGGCUCUGGUAUGGCUAGGAGAGAACCCCAACUUUUAACUGAGAAGCAGCAUGAGUAAUGACUUAUAUAAUGGCCCGAAACACAGAGGUUUUUUGGGACUUCUUGCUGAGAGCUGGGAGGGUUGAUGUGUCCAUUAGAACACAGAAGCACUGUGCCAGAAACCCUCCCAGACUCGGGUGAAAGAGUUGUAACAUCCUUAGAGCUGUGAACAGUGGAGUGGCUGUGACUGCCAGAAAUGGCAGAGACAAGUGGAAGCGGGUGCCCAGCAGCAUAGAGCAAAGAGCAGUGUUGAUGAAAACUAAGCUCGGAGAAAAGUGACAGUGGCAUGAGUGGUGCUAUCUUGAAGCUGCUGGUUGAGAGCUGGAGCCAGUCAGCUACAAGAGCAGAGCUGGCCAAGAGGAGCCAUGGAGAGAGAGACAAAGCAUGAGUGACAGUAGCUGCCACUGUGUGGGACUAGAAUGAUGGCACAGAGCCUGACACCUCAAGCCAAGCACACAUGCUAGCACGCAAAUGGCAGCAUGGGCCUAGCCCAGAGAGAGGGAGCAGUGCACAGGGCCUGAAGUGCAAGUAGUGUGUCGAGCUGAACUGGCCUGCCACAGAAAGGGACUAACCCAAGCUGGAGCCCCAAGCAAGGGAGCCAGAGCACUGCCUGACAAUGGAGCCCUGCAGGAAGGAGUGCUUGAAAGACAGCUCACCAGGAAAACAGCUAUCCAGGUCCUCACUGACAGCCAGCAGAGAGCUGUCCAGGUCCUGACUAGAGUUUCCUGGUUGAAAGCUUCCUGAUUAGUGUGAGUGAAUAUCUGUUCUUGGGAGGGUAAGCAGGUCCCCUUUGAGAUGUUAUGGCUCCAUGCUGUAUGCUUCCCACACCUCGCACUAUGCUUUUCUCUGUUCACAUCCUUUGUUUGUACCUUUCUCUGUUUAUAUCCUUCUCUGUUAUAUUAAAGUUGUUAUCACAGGUGUGGUGUUUCUGUGAGCUCUGUUAGAAUUUCAAUGAAUUAUUGAACUCAGUAUAUAUAGAGUUAUUGGAUGGCUAGUGUCAGAUGUAAUGGAGAAGUUGGAAAGUGGGAAUAUAUUUAACCUCUGCCUCUUUGGAACCAAUCUGAUGCUUUUUGCUGAUUCUCAUAGUUAAAAUUAUCCAUGAAGUUAUCCUAAUUUAAUAUAGGUUUAAUCUGAUGUUAAUCUGAACACAUACACUUCAAUUGGUCUAUUGUGUCAAUUAGAAAAAUAGAAGUCUGAGUUAAUCACAGUGGAGCAAAUAAGUAAUGUGAAUUUUUAAACAGAAAAGAUAAUCAGUAUCUGGAAUGUUGCUGUAAAUAACCACUUAGGAGGUCCUUGGUUGGUUGGUAAGGGGCAAUAUUUGAUUGGUGGUAUUUGGAGCACACAUAUAUUAGUUCACUUUCCCCAGAUUAGUGUGAAGGAUUACCUGAAAACCAGAAUAUUUACCAUAAAGUUUUAGAACUUCAUAUUAUGCAGAGGGACCUAUGAAACAAUAGUCUUACACUGAGUCUAUUCAUUAAUGUAAUGAAUAUUUGUAACAUGCUUCUUUGGUCACAUGGUCCUAUUUCAGUAGGUGAGGAUGAAGUGGUUAAUAAAGGAAAAAUUUCAUGCCCUCUUGGAGAGAGCACUGAGUUAAUUGGAUUAUAUUUAAGUGGAGUUUUGACACUCCAGCUGAUCUAGUCAGAGGAUGCAAUAUCUACAUUAGGUGAAAUAGACAUAAAAUAAUUGGUACAAGGGGUUUAGUUAGCAUUUUUAGGAAUGAGAAAAAUCCUAAAAAGUUCUUAUGAUAAUAUGUUGUUAAAAAAUCAGUUGCCAUCGAGUUGAUUCCAAUUCAUGGUGACCUCAUGUAUGAGAGUCGAACUGUGCGUGAUAGGGUUUUCCAUGGCUGAUUUUACAAAGUAGAUCACCAGGCCAUUCUACCAAGAUGCUUCUUGUUGAGCUCGAACCUCCAACAUUUUAGUUAUCAGUUGAGUGCAUUAACAGUUUGUACCACCCAUGGAUUCUUGUGAUAGAGACUCCUUUAUUUGGUAUUUAAGCAUUCUAGGAAAUAAGUUAUAUUUUUUUAAUGCCCAUGUCUAAUUUGUUUAAGUAGUUUAUAAAUUCCUGGGUAGUUUUAAUGAAUAUUUUAAUUUGAAAGUUAAAAGACAUUUUUAAAGAAAUUUAAAAUUCAUUCCGUUAGUUGCAGUAGCCACAUUUCAUGGUUCAAUAGCCAUGUGCGCAGUGAAUUGUAUACCUACGACACAUUGAAACAGCAAACUUUUGGUGAUAUAUAUUUUAUCAUUAAAAAAAGGAUACAUAACAGUUCCAUCACAAGAAUUCCUCAUUGUACCCUUUUAUAACCUCACCUACUUCUCACUCUCUCCACCUCCCUAACCCCUGGCAAUCACUAAUCUGCCUAUCUCAAAAUGUUACACACUGAUGAUCACAUUUAUACAACAUUCUUAUAGUGACAAAAUUAGAGAAUAUAUUUUAA
Molecule: messenger RNA, 4780 nt
Organism: Trichechus manatus latirostris (Florida manatee)
Lineage: Eukaryota; Metazoa; Chordata; Mammalia; Sirenia; Trichechidae
Product: zinc finger protein 350-like
Exons: 5
Coding region: 320-1915 (531 amino acids)
Biological process (GO): regulation of DNA-templated transcription
Source: RefSeq, a predicted model, not a curated record